This is a messenger RNA of Phlebotomus argentipes, 688 nucleotides long. RefSeq names its product phosphatidylinositol N-acetylglucosaminyltransferase subunit P (gene PIG-P). Bases 1 to 630 code for a protein of 209 amino acids. The record is from RefSeq and is a predicted model, not a curated record. NCBI's taxonomy places the organism in Eukaryota, Metazoa, Arthropoda, Insecta, Diptera, Psychodidae. The transcript has a single exon.
AUGCCUUUGGACCCCCAUGUGAGAAGUACAGUCACUACUGAGGGUAUCAGGACAAGAUAUAGCAGAAUGGCGACUCCAGAACAUGCGCCCGGACCUACGCCAACACGGGCUGUCUAUGGAUUCUCCAUGUUUCUCCUGUUCAAGACACUUUUCUUCCUGUAUUUCAUCUGGGCACUGGUUCCAGACAGCGUUCUUCGUGGAUACUUUUCCCUUACCUACCUUCCGGACAAGUAUUUUGCCAUCUUCAUCCCAAUGAUGAUCCUGGUUGCGGUGUCGCUCUUCGCCUUUUUCAUCUACCCAGGCAUUGGUCUCCUCCUGACUCCUCACAUAAAUGAUGAAAAAACGGUCAGGGACUCCUAUUCGAUCUCCCCGUGUCAGAAGGACUGCCAAAGACCAGCAAAAGUAGAGAAAGACUCGUGGAAAAUCCAUCAGUUCUGCGAAAUUCACGAAGAUCGUAAAGAGACUCCGGUGGAAGACACAAUUUCUGACUUCUGUGACUGUCCUGCGAACACAAGAUGUGUUCUCAGGGAGAAUCCCGGUCAUUUAGAGUGUCUGAGGGGGAAGAAACAGAUCGCCAAAGCCCGCGAUUUGCCCAUUUCGGAUGUUUGUCGCGUGCUGUACAGAAAAUAGAGUCAAUUCAACAGUGUCACCUGUAUUGGUUGAAUAAAAAAAGGGGUCAGUACAAUUA